This is a messenger RNA of Symbiodinium natans, 669 nucleotides long. The record is from the annotation of a GenBank genome assembly. NCBI's taxonomy places the organism in Eukaryota, Dinophyceae, Suessiales, Symbiodiniaceae.
AUGGUGCUUCUCAGUCUGGCGCUGGCUUUGGGCUGGGCACGCGUUGGCCUUGCUGCUCUUGGUCCUGGCAGCUGUGCCUUCACUGCCAUCAACGGACAAGGGCCGGACAGCUUCAGGCUUGUGCUCUUGGAGCCAAUGGAGCCCGGUGAGACCAUCAAAGUCACGUUUCGGAUGGUCGAUGACAGCGGAAAUUGGGUCGGGUCAAGCAGCAGCAACGAUUUGUCAUACACCGCUAGCUCGUGCCAGUUGCCGGGCGUAACCCUUGCCGGAGUACAGGGGACGACUUCUGGCAAUGCUUUUGCAUGGGCGAAUGGAGGUGAACAACUCUCAAAUGGAGGCGACACAUUGAUUGCUGUGAGUGCAGACGACACCCCACUUUGCGCCGCGAGCACCGAAGCAGAUACUUGGGGCUUUGUCAACGGGGCGCAGACUGCCUUGCCUGCUGGCCUCACAGCGAACUCUGCCGAUGCCAUCACAAAGGGACCUGUGGUCAGCAUGUGCUAUCAAGGCGUGACAAGUGGCACUCUGGCAGACGUGAAGGCGGCAAUUGUUAAUCUGGGCAGCAAUUGGCUAGUCAAUUUGGCAGGGAACUACGUUUCUUGCACUUCGCCUGCCACCAGCUUCACGCUGAGCGAUGCAGCAACGCAGAUGUGGUCGGUGCGGGGAUGA